Symphalangus syndactylus (siamang) is the source of this 1879-nucleotide messenger RNA. It is a transcript of the gene EIF1AX, whose product is annotated as eukaryotic translation initiation factor 1A X-linked. Gene Ontology annotation, biological process: translational initiation. NCBI's taxonomy places the organism in Eukaryota, Metazoa, Chordata, Mammalia, Primates, Hylobatidae. Gene Ontology annotation, molecular function: RNA binding; translation initiation factor activity. The record is from RefSeq and is a predicted model, not a curated record.
AGCGGAGGUCUGGUCUUAACCAGCAGCAAGCGCCACCUCAAACCGCCCUUUUCUAUGAUGCAGAGGCUCUCCCCCUCCCUCCCUGACUCCGCCUUUUCCCUGCUUGCGGCCCUGCCCCUCGCGUCCUCUCCGGCUUGCUGCGCACCCUCCCACAACGCGUCUCCCUCGGCUCUAACAAUAGGAGUCAGUCGGCCACGCCUGCGCCAUAAAAUCUAGGGGCGGGCCCAGCCGGCGACGGGAGGCGGGGAAAAACGACGCAAACAGUCGCGACGCCAUUUGCUGCCGCCGAGCGUGGACGCAGGCGGAUCUCUGAAGAGCUCGGUCGCGAUCCUCUCCCGCGCACGCUGCCUGGCCUCCAGCACCUACUUGGUCCCGCGCGCUCCCUCGUGUCGCCCCUCGGAGCAGCAGCCGCCGCGGUCUCCGCUAUCCGGAAAGAAGUCAGAAACUGCGCGAGGUCGCCGCCACCGCCAUGCCCAAGAAUAAAGGUAAAGGAGGUAAAAAUAGACGCAGAGGUAAGAAUGAGAAUGAAUCUGAAAAAAGAGAACUGGUAUUCAAAGAGGAUGGUCAGGAGUAUGCUCAGGUAAUCAAAAUGUUGGGAAAUGGACGGCUAGAAGCAAUGUGUUUCGAUGGUGUAAAGAGGUUAUGUCACAUCAGAGGAAAAUUGAGAAAAAAGGUUUGGAUAAAUACCUCGGACAUUAUAUUGGUUGGUCUCCGAGACUACCAGGAUAACAAAGCUGACGUAAUUUUAAAAUACAAUGCAGAUGAAGCUAGAAGUCUGAAGGCAUACGGCGAGCUUCCAGAGCAUGCUAAAAUCAAUGAAACUGAUACAUUUGGUCCUGGAGAUGAUGAUGAAAUUCAGUUUGAUGACAUUGGAGAUGAUGAUGAAGAUAUUGAUGACAUCUAAAUUGAACUCAACAUUUUACAUUCCAUCUUUUCUGAAGAUUGUCCUACAAUUUGGAUUUUGACCAUGACAAAGAAGAUUAAAAUUUCAUUAGCAUGAAUGCAAUUUGUUAAAGCAGACUGAUUUGUUCCUGAGAUAUUUUUGUUUUUUUUUAAACUGAUAAUAGUGCUGAAUUAUCUUAAGUGAGAUGUUAAGCCCACUUUGUUCUUUUAAUGUAAUGGAGCUUAUGGGUAGAAGACCAUGUCUACUAAUUACAAAAAAAAAGAAAAAAUGCAUUGCUGCUUUUCCUACCACUUCCAAUAAGAAAAUGGGUGUUUUGAAGAAAUAAUUUGCCUUGUCCUCACAGAAUCUGAUUAAGCCCUGGCCUCUUGAUUGUAUAGAGUCAUUGUGUAUAUUCCAAUUACCUAGAUAUUCCCUUGAGAUUUUGAUACAAUUUGUAUCAUAUGUUCUUUUCAUAGUUGUAUUUUGCCACCGUAAACAUAAAAAAAAGCAUUUCCAAAAUGCAAUUUUCAGAACCUGGGUUUUAAUAGCAGUAUUGAAUUUGUAAGCUUAGUAGUUGCAGAAAUUGAACACUAGGUGGCACUCAGUUAUCUUAACAGUGGAAAUACUGAUAUAAUUGUUGACUUUUCUUUUACUAUGUGUAAGAAAUACCCCAAACAUGAAAAGAUUGUUUUGAUCAUAUGCAUGUAUGUAGAAUAUUUUUGCAGAGCAGAAAGAUUAUGUUAGAAGUGUGAUUUUUAUUUUCAGAAGUCAUAUACAUGUAAGCUACAAUUUUGAGUGCUUUAUAAACACUUAAGAUAUAUAUAAAUUUUAAUUUCAUAGCAACUUGUAAAAAAAAAAAAUGCUUGUUGAAAAGCCUUUUUCAACAUAUCCCUAAGCUAAGGGAAGAGGAAGGAAUAGCAGCUCAAUGAAAAGAUGGUCUCCAAUUUCUGAAUGAAAAAGCUACAGCUGAGAAAUAAAAUAAAAUGUCAUGCUGCA